AUGUCAAACCAGGAUCUCGAAGAAGUCCUCCCUUCUCCAUCUGUAGAGAUGAUUCCUCCACGACCUCAACAACAGGGAAGGCUGGCUCUUCUUCCUACCGAAAUUCUUCUCAAGAUUACUGGCGAGCCCGGUAAAGACGGAGGAACUAUACCUUACAGAGAUCUCAAGGGCUUGGCCGUAAGCUGCUCCAGACUCUUCCAUCUCAUUCGCCCAAUGUACUACUUUGCUGAUGGCUACGCCGUAUUUCACUCGGCUGUUGCACAUGGCGACCUAAAGGCCAUUCAAAGAUGCUUUCAACUUGGAGCUGCACCUCAUACCAAGAGUGAACCUCCCAGUUUCUGCACCUGUCCGUCGGAACUGCCACAUAAGAAGCAUAGACCUUUUGGUUCCCCUCUGGAACAUGACGCUACUGGCUCCUUUCCCGUCGGCAAAUGCCUAGAUGGCUUGCAAUGGCUGCUCGACGAAGGCUUAGAAGCGAAUGAGCAGAUGGACCACCCAUUAUUACAGAGCUACGGAUAUUGCGUACCUUACCAGGUGAAUACGGACGCACACCGUCUGUUUCACCAGGAUGAAAGAGACGUCAAGCGCCUGAUCUACACGCCAUUUGAUGUGGCUUUGCGACUGUAUUGCCCGGCAAACUUCCUUGGAGUUGCGCUUGAGGGAUAUAAACGACGCGGACUGGCUAUCAAAAGAACAAAUGUAGGGAAUGUGGCAUGGAAUCUAUUUCUCGGACUCAUGGAUCCUUCGAUAAUUUGGAAAGAAUCAUUUUUGGGCGAGGCCACCCAUGGCUUCCAAAAGAAGAUUCAGCUAUUGGUGGACUAUGAGGUGGUCGACUCAGAUGAACUGCUUGCUUUGCAGUGUAUCCUGGAAGCCAUGAAAGAUAUCACAUCAAAGGCUCAGCGGCUCGGGGGAUUAGAUGAGGAUCGCGACGGGAAGGAAUGCUGGCACAGGCUGUGCGAAGCUGUAAGCCUCUCGGCGCGCCAUCUUGAUCGAUCAAGAGAUAAUGCCCGAUCCCGCUAUGCUCACUACCCUCUUCAUAGCUUUACCCUCGAAGGUCAGUGGAACCCAUGGAGUCUAUGGUUUAACUAUGAGUUGCAGAAGCCUAAGUUCAGGGCCGAGAUGUCGUUUUCCUGGAUGCAGCAUGACUGGUGGAAGCUGGAACAGGAUGAGAACGGGAUGUGGUAUGAUUCUCAGUGGAACUUCUUUCACCGGUACGAGUUCAGCAGCCGCACUCUGCCCAAAUGGCAACGUGUAAACUUUGAUGAAUAUGUGGCUGCGGUAGAGAAACAGUGGCUGAAGCUCAAUCCGUAUUAUUCGACAUCCACAAGUCAGGAUUCCAAUGAUAAGGCAUAA
Fusarium redolens is the source of this 1353-nucleotide messenger RNA. RefSeq lists its product as uncharacterized. NCBI's taxonomy places the organism in Eukaryota, Fungi, Ascomycota, Sordariomycetes, Hypocreales, Nectriaceae. The record is from RefSeq and is a predicted model, not a curated record. The coding region runs from base 1 to 1353 and encodes 450 amino acids. The transcript has 2 exons.